Molecule: messenger RNA, 2596 nt
Organism: Rhopilema esculentum
Lineage: Eukaryota; Metazoa; Cnidaria; Scyphozoa; Rhizostomeae; Rhizostomatidae
Source: RefSeq, a predicted model, not a curated record
GGAUGUGGCUGUCCGAACAACAGAACAUGCAAUAUUCAGCCGGAUAAUGGUGUUGCGUCUUGUCAUGUCAAUUUGCCCCUAACAUCCUGCAAUAUUUCUUGCAAUACGAACUACACAAUAGCAGAAAAGACAGUGACGUCACCAACCUUACGCUGUUCUGGCGGAAGCUGGACUCAACCAUCACCCGGUUGUGCAUUGAAGAAGACUGUUGAUGUUUGCGACUGGAUUGGAAUAAAUAAUACAUAUGACGUUAGAGCAUACGAUGUUUCCACUUUCUCGUAUAGAAUAGUUCCUAAAUGGCUGACCACAUACAUUAAUAGGUGGUCAUUGCCAGCAUGUGCAGGUAUGCAGAUGUCAGGGAAAGCUCAUAUUAUCUAUAUCAGAGCAAACAUGUCACUAAUAUCACAAAUAAUUCCAAGGUAUUCAUCAUCGGUUGCCAUACAAAACAGGACCAAUGCGAGGCUACGUUCUUGUGCUGUCGCUCUUGAGGCCGAAGUAGAAAACCUUCGAUCAAAUAUAACUGCUGCGGUUAGUACAUUUGGGCCAUAUAGCUGUCAAAAUACUUCGGUAGCUAAGAUCCUGAGGACACCAAGAACGAGAUGCUGUGAUCGCACUGAAUUCUGUUGCCCUGACAACAGUACUUAUAUCAAGACCUCAUAUCUGGCUACGGAUUAUUGUUACGCCUGCACCCCUGGAAUGUAUUAUGAUUCAACAACGCAGAAUUGUCUUGGAUGCCCAGUGAACAUGUAUCAAAACAUUAGCGGCCAAGCCAGCUGUGUUCAAUGUCCGUCCGGUUCAGGAACUCUAAGAACCCACUCAAAGAAAUGCCUAGAUCUGGGCGCAGAUUGUCUCCUGUUAUGAUGGAUGGUGGAAGAAGCCAGGUAUAUCGGCAAAAAGAGUAGAUCCCUUUAUUGCUUUCAAGGAGGUGGCAAGAAAAUUUAGAUCACAAUUAUGACGCCAGGUAUAACGAUCUUGCUCGAGAUUAACUUUGCAGUCUGCAACGACAUGGAGUAAAGAUUCGGGAAGGAGGCAGAAUUCGCAAUCAGAUGAUUGGCUUAGGUUCCAAAGGCUCAGAUUUUUGUGCGUAGGGAGAGUAUUGUUCAGGUAUUUGAUGAUGAAGUUGAAGAUGUUCGUAGGUAGAUUCCUCUGCACAGUAGACCAAAACUAUUGAGCUUUUUAAGAGAGUGGUCCAAAAGCAUUGUUAAAUGCACCCUGGGAUAGUAAUUGGUGUGCUUAGCGCUCUCUACUGUCUGAUUUUACUGCUUUCAGUAAUUCUUUGGUGUUGCGGUAGAUGCCGUAUUGCAGAUUCAUUCCACUACUGGUGUUUUUCCAUAAUGCUUGAAUGUUUGUGUUAAAAGAAGUUCGGAGGGCAUUGCAUGAAACAGUUUGGCAUUGAGUGAAUUUGACAGAAGGUAGAUAAAGAUCAAGAUCAAAUUCAUUUUUAGAAAGAACUAUACUAGUGAUGGUAGCACUUAUGGGAAGAUCAAGCCAUUGGCAAAUGUAUUUAGAGACAAGAUUAUCGAGGUUUUCAAUGACACAGGUCUUUGAUAGGCCUGCAACAGUAAACUGCCAAGAAACUUUAGACAAUACAUAUCUGUGGUACAGCAACAGUAAACUGCCAAGAAAGUCUGGACAAUACAUAUCUGUGGUACAAUAGAAAUUUAUUUUUCGGAUGCAGUGGCAAGUCAUCAAAUUCUUUCAAAAGGCUGGAAAACAUAGCAGUUUUUCUUUACGACUGGCAUUGGUCAUUUCAAAGUCAAAGAAGCGGCUGAGGUAUUUGAAAGGUUGUCCAUUUCUAACAACAGGCACGGAACUGAAGCUUUGGCUGGAACUGAAGAGAUCUUGUUGAGUCUUUCUUAAUGCCAAAGGUGACAUAUUUAUCAACCCUGGCUGGUACAUGCGGUCGUUUUCGUCGUGGGGAGAAAAGCCAAGCUGUUUAUAUUUUUCUGCUUUAAUGUAUUGUAUAUACGUAUUGAAGCAUAGAUUGAAUAUAAGAGGGCUGAAGCAGUCACCUUGAAAAACACCACGACAAACGAGAAUAGUAGGGGUUUGGAAUCUAUCUCUGAGGAUAGACGUCUUGAAGCUGGAGACCAGAGCCUGGAUAUGAGAUGGUAUAUGGUGGUACGAAAGACUAGUGGGAAUCAAAUUAUGGUGGACCUCACUAAAAGCAAUUUUGAGAUCAAGCAGGGUAACAACCAAAGAGCACUGUUUUGUGCAAGCUUUAUUUAUCAUAUGACCCAUAAGUGCCGUGUGUUCUAAAGUACCUGAUACCUUGAGAGUGAAGCCUUUUUGAAUUUGACUUUCAAUGAAUCCAUUUUGUUCAGAAAGUUGAAAAUAGAGUUACGUAGGCAGGAGGUGAUGAUUUUUAAGGGAAAAGAUUCUAAGGUUAUUGGUCUGAAGUUAGAAGGAUCAUCUGUAUUGUCUUUUUUGUGGAUUACCAUCGUUUAUGCUUUUCUUCAUUCGGAUGGAACAUUACCAGAUACCCAGAUGCUAUGAAUAAUUUUAGUAAAGAAAGUUCGUAGGUAAGGACAACGUUUCGAGCAAAUUAUGGAUAUCUUGUCAAAAGGACAGGGAGAAGUGGAGGAUUUCAUGCGAC